Messenger RNA from Olea europaea var. sylvestris, 779 nucleotides. RefSeq names its product pyrophosphate--fructose 6-phosphate 1-phosphotransferase subunit alpha-like. Gene Ontology annotation, molecular function: 6-phosphofructokinase activity; diphosphate-fructose-6-phosphate 1-phosphotransferase activity. The transcript has 5 exons. The coding region runs from base 6 to 467 and encodes 153 amino acids. Gene Ontology annotation, cellular component: cytosol. Gene Ontology annotation, biological process: response to glucose; glycolytic process; photosynthesis. NCBI's taxonomy places the organism in Eukaryota, Viridiplantae, Streptophyta, Magnoliopsida, Lamiales, Oleaceae. The record is from RefSeq and is a predicted model, not a curated record.
CUUAUAUGGCAACUGUAACUAACUUGAAGAACCCUUUGAACAAGUGGCGUUGUGGCGCUGCUCCUAUAACGAGCAUGAUGACCGUUAAGCGCUACGGUCGUGGCCAUGGGGCUGUGACACUGGGAAAACCGGCUCUACAUCCAGCAGCUGUGGAUUUGAAGGGCAAGUCAUAUGAGCUGUUGAGACAAAAUGGAACCAAAUUUUUGAUGGACGAUGUCUAUAGAAACCCAGGCCCCCUUCAGUUUGAAGGUCCUGGGGCUGAUGCAAAGGCCGUAACCCUGUGUGUUGAGGACCAAGAUUACAUGGGUCGUAUCAAGAAAUUGCAGGGACACCUCGAUAAGGUGCGUUCCAUAGUGAAACCAGGGUGUUCUCAAGAUGUUCUUAAAGCUGCUUUGAGUGCCAUGGCUUCCGUGACUGACAUUCUGUCUGUGAUGUCCUCACCUACAAGCGGGAGCACUCCAUACUAAUUAUUCUCACAUCCUUCCUUCAAGAAUCUGUUUGUCGAACACUUUCAGAACAAAUUCCUCGUCCACGGUAGAAUUGGGACAAAAUCCCUCGUCUGCAAAGAACUGACAGAAGUAUGGAAUUUAGAGGGAUUUGAUCCGAUUGAAAUUGUAGUGUUCUUAAGAGCAUAGUGGACUAGAGAAUCUGCAUUAUCCUUUAGCCGAUAUUUUGCUGAUAGACAUCUAAGUCACUUUUUAUUUAAACAUUUUAAGGGACCUAUGAGUACGAAAUACUUAUUUGCAGCUCAUUUCUAUCUAUUAUAAUUGAAGGGUUCA